AUUUGUAAGAAUUUUCGGUACUUUCCAUAAAACCAUCCUCUUCCGCUUGUGGGACGUGAAUCGAAAUAUUUCUAUGCUGCACAGACUGCUUCGUGUCUUGUUGGACAACUUCGGACGGUGUCGGUGCGUUCCAAAACUCGUCGAAAGAAGACUUCAAUUUCCCCGUUGCCGAACAGAUAUGUUUAUGCAUUUCGUAUAUAUUUUUCCAACGCGCGUAGAUUAAACGCGUGAGAAAAUUAACAGAGCUGCCUCCCUUGUCUCGCGCUUCGUUCGCUUGAAAGGGCUUCUUCUUUUGUCUGGCAACCGCUCCGAGUCGAGAGCGAUACGGGGCCGCUUGGAAGGGCCGGUACAGUGGACUUCGCUGCAUACGGAGUUGAAAGGGAAGGGGAGCAGAUCACUGGAGUAGAAACAUGCUGAUAAAACGGCGCGCAUUGUCGCACGGCUAAAUACAAAAAGCGAAUCAACAUCGCGCGGGUGCGUUUGUUGGAAAAACGGUUGACGAGAAAUACAGGUGUCCUCGACAGCUUAUCACGUGAAUCUUGGCGGUAACCCGUAAACAUGUCGUUGAUAAGGAAACCCACGCGAUACGCUCAUCAAGAAGGGCACACCGACGUCUGCUACUAUUCCGGCGAGAAGAGGGGACUCGUCACCUGCGGCUGCGAUGGGGACGUUAGAUCCUGGUUGAAUUUAAUGGACGACGACCCGACCACCAGCUGCAUCUCGGAGCAAGCGAUCACUGCCAUCUCCAAGGAUGGGAAGAUUUUUGUCGGAAAUGACAAUAAUACCGUGCAAAUACUUACUUAUCCUGAUUUGGAGAAGGAGGGAAUAGUUACUAGAUUUUCAGCGCCAGUCUCGGCACUGGCGACGGCAAAAGACAGUAGUUUGAUAACGUCUGGCUCCUGUGAUAUGCGGAUACACGUUACGAACAUUAGUACUUUAGACAGCGUCGAAUUAGAGGGCCACGAAGCACCAAUCUUGGGCCUGUCUUUAGAUCCGAAAGAAGAGUUUGUGGCGUCUUCUAGCGCUGAUGGAUCUAUUAGAAUAUGGAAUAUUAAGGAAAAGAGAACCAUACAUGUUUGGAAUAACGUUGUACCCAAAUGUAACUCCUUUUUUACUGCGAAAUCGUAUUGCACACCUUCCUUCAAAUGUACAGACGGCAGUUACCUGGCAUAUCCCUCUAACAAAGACGUAGUCAUCGUAGAGAGAUCGUCUUGGAAGGAGUUAUGUAGACUUAAAUGUCCUACUUUAAGGACUGAACUCAGCAUUUGUAAAUUCUCUGAGUGCGGCACGCGAAUCGCCGCUAGUUCACUGUACGGAGAGAUAGUUGUGUGGAAUGUGGAAAGCAAGGAAUUAAUUGGAUAUCUCGAACACGAGCAGGAUACCAAAAUCACCGCACUGGUGUGGAACAUAGAUCAUUCGAAUGAAAUUGCAUUCUGCGAUGCAUUGGGAAAAUUAGGAUGCAUUGACGUGAUAAGCACUAGUAAGCCUGCAAGUGAAAUCUUGGAUUUUGAGAAAAACGAAGAUGCAAUGGAAAACGAUAUUGGUUUACCGGAUGAUGACGACGAUGAUGAAAAUGUGAUAUCUCUGAGUAAAAUUAAGGCCUCUGUCAAUUUAGAAGACGAUGAGAAAAGUCAUGUCGAUGCAGAUUCUGAAAAGACUCCAUUUGACGCGAAGGCUUUUGUGCCCAAUGUAAAAUUGCAAUCGUCUUUUCAACCGGGAUCUACACCCUCUCAUUUACUGUCAUAUUUCAUGGUGUGGAACGAUGUGGGAAUGGUUAGAUGUUUCUCAUCAGAGGACGGGGAGGGAUGCAGCAUUGAGGUGGAGUUUCAUGAUGUCACGGUACACCGCAGCAUGCAUAUAAAUAAUUAUCUACGACAUUCUUUAGCUGCCUUGUCUACCCAAGCACUUGCUCUGAGCUGUCCAGCUUCUGAAGAUGGUCCCAGUAAAAUUGUCGUGAUAGCUCUGCAAGGUUGGGGUUCUGGAAAUAAAGAAUGGAUUCUGGAUCUGCCAGAAGGAGAGGAAAGCGAAUGUUUGGCGGCUGGUGAUAAUUUCGUUGCAGUAGCAACAUCUAGAAGAAAUUUAAGGAUAUUUAUGAUAGGCGGAACGCAACGUGAAGUUUUAGCUCUGCCCGGACCUAUAGUUGCAAUGAAUGGUCUAGGAAAUCAUCUUGUGAUAGCUUAUCACGCUGGAAUUGGUCCAUCGGGUGAUCAGAAUAUAAAUCUAUUAUGGAUGCAAAUACAGGGAGCGCAUUUACGCAGUCAAACCUUAACGCUUCCCCUUUCGCCGGUGUCGGAUCUCAUGUGGUUGGGAUUAUCAGAUGCUCGAUCACCCACUAUUAUGGAUUCUGAUGAUAUCAUCAGGAUAUACGACAAGAGAUCGUGUCAAUGGAGAGUGCUUUGCGAUACAAAUGAGCAGGGAAAAGGUAGAGCAGAUCACUACUUUAUAAUUGGCGUGAGCGAACGCGAACGGAAUAUGCGGUGUAUUCUCUGCAAAGGUAGUUAUUAUCCGCCGACAACUCCGCGGCCGGUAAUUACUGAAAUAUCUAUAUCUGCACCUCUCUGCGAACCGGAGUCUGAGAAAACUGAGAAAGAACGUAAGCUAUGGGAGAUAGGAAGCAAUCCGUUGGAAGAAACUGAGGCGAUGUUAACUCUAAUAGCGCUUGCCUGCAGAAACAAUUCGGAAUAUCGCGCAGUGGACAUUUGCGAACAAAUUGCGUCGACAAAAGUGAUAGACUUAGCCAUACGGUAUGCCUUGCGUGUAAAUAAAAUGGCAUUGGCAAAUAAAUUGGAAACGAUUGUUGAUGCAAAAUCGGAUUUUAAAGAUUCAAAUGAAGAACGUAUGGAAAACCAACAAGAUUCUUUCACAACCAACGGUAAUUCUAGCGUAGUUGAUGAUCAAGAGGAACACGAUGUGUCUUUACCGCUCAUUAAAAAAGCAGAGAUAGAAAUUAAGCCAUUGGUCAUGAGUCAAACGUUAAAAAGAGUAAACCCAUUUUUAAAGGCCGAAAGCCCAUCUCUAUCGCGAAGAGGUUUAGCUGGAUUGAACAGUUUACCAGAGAAGCCUCAAAAACCUGCCUUAUCCAAAGUCGUGCCUGUUAAAUCAAAAUCGAAGACUGAGUCUAAGAAAGAAUCGUUCGUUAAUUGGUAUGCUAAAAAUAAGAAAAAUCUGCAGGAAGAAUUUCCCGAGGUGAAUGUUGCCGAAUUAACUAAAAUCGGUUUAACGCGAUACAAAGAGGAGGCGGCACAAUCGAAUGCAGACAACGCGGCUGGAUCUUCAGAACUCUUCAAGAAACGAAAAUUGUCCAGCCCAGACAACGAACAUAGUAGCGAGGCAAAACGAUCUGUUAGCAGCAAACUCAGUGAAUUCGCAUUCGACAAGUAAAUUUUAUUCGGUUACGAAAAUUAUUUUAUCUGUGAAAAUUGCAAGGCUUUUGGCAAUUUAAGAGGAGUUUAUUAUAUUUCCAAAUUACUAUCACGAAGAAUAGCUUAAAGACAACAGAUUUUAACAGGUUUCUUUCUUUAGGUACGUUUUUAUAUGCUUUUAGCCUCGCGUAUCCUCAGGAAAACAAACAAAAUUUCUAAUGCGAGAUAGAUCGUAGGAAUCCAAACAUCUCUUCUAGCGUUUUAGAAUUAAAGUAUAUAUAAUAAAUUUUAUUUAUCGCAUUUUUUAUCAAUUUUGAUAUUAAACUAACAAUUGUAGAAACGUU
Molecule: messenger RNA, 3706 nt
Organism: Vollenhovia emeryi
Lineage: Eukaryota; Metazoa; Arthropoda; Insecta; Hymenoptera; Formicidae
Gene: Ctf4
Product: WD repeat and HMG-box DNA-binding protein 1
Exons: 14
Coding region: 559-3381 (940 amino acids)
Biological process (GO): DNA-templated DNA replication; mitotic cell cycle; DNA repair
Cellular component (GO): nuclear replication fork
Molecular function (GO): protein binding; chromatin binding
Source: RefSeq, a predicted model, not a curated record